Messenger RNA from Symbiodinium sp. CCMP2456, 516 nucleotides. The record is from the annotation of a GenBank genome assembly. NCBI's taxonomy places the organism in Eukaryota, Dinophyceae, Suessiales, Symbiodiniaceae.
GUGGACAUGCAGCUUCCGCGGGCCAUCCGCAGCAAAGAUCAGCAGAAGCUGAAAGCCGUCUUGACGAAGGCGAAGACCUGGCACAUUGAGACCGAGGAGGUGGAGCAAGGCGAACAGCUGCUGUCGAAGAUCCAGGCAGACGAGAACCUCCGCCUGGCCAUCGUCUCGAAAAGCGAGGAGCAGCUGGUCGCGGCACUGGAAGAGGCCAACAAGUGCGGCGCAGAGCGCCAGAGGAUCUUGAAGGCCGAAGCCGCCCUGGCGCUGCUCCGGGGGCUCCGGGAACUCCGGGAAGCCAUCGAGAGCAAGGACCCAGACUGGAUGGAGCAGGCCAUACAGCAAGCGAAGGAAUCAGGCGUCCCAAGGACCGAGAUCAGCAAAGCUGAGGGCCUUCUGAAGUCGCUGACGCGGAGUGUGCCCGUCAGCCGAGUGGGGAGCAAGUUCGUGGAGGAGGACCGUCCACCUUUAAGCCGACUGGGAAGCAAAUUCGUGGAGGUCGAGCCGCCGAUGGUGGCCUAG